Pezoporus occidentalis (night parrot) is the source of this 5981-nucleotide messenger RNA. RefSeq names its product G protein-coupled receptor 143 (gene GPR143). The record is from RefSeq and is a predicted model, not a curated record. The transcript is spliced from 9 exons. Bases 4442 to 5620 code for a protein of 392 amino acids. Lineage: Eukaryota; Metazoa; Chordata; Aves; Psittaciformes; Psittacidae. Gene Ontology annotation, biological process: melanosome organization; G protein-coupled receptor signaling pathway; regulation of calcium-mediated signaling. Gene Ontology annotation, cellular component: plasma membrane; melanosome membrane. Gene Ontology annotation, molecular function: dopamine binding; L-DOPA receptor activity; L-DOPA binding.
AACAGUAUCCCACCUAAUUUCUCCUGAGGGAACCAACUAAUGUAACCUAUAAAAGAGUGCAGAAGUAGCUAGGCCUAUGAUACUUUGGAAAAUACUGCAGACAGGAUAGACAUUCAACAUCUUGUAGGGUACCCUCUACAUGCUUACAAACAUUAAGAUCCAAUUUUUAGUUCCUAUGCAAACUGUGUCUCAUGUAGUCUGUGUAGGUGUGGGACAAGGUCUCUGUAUUACAUGUAUGCUGAAAGGAAGAUAUCUUUUUGUUCUGUGAAUUAAUGAUUAAUGGUGGAAUUUGACCAGAAAUGUGGCCACAAAAUCUGUCUUAAUGUGGCUUCAAAGACUGUAAUAUUCUUAGCAUUGGCAUAGAGAAUUCAGGAUUUUGUUCUUCCAAUCCCUAAGCAAAAACUAUUUUCUCUAGUUUACAGAUGCAUUUUUCUACUCAGUCAUUUUGUACUUCAUCCAUGUAAACCUCAUUUCCUAAUUUAAAUGCGUAAUAGGCACAGUUUCAAUAACUAAUUUAUGUACGUUUCUUCACAAAAGUCAAGUAGGGUAACAUUUCCCCACAGAAGGUGUAUAAAAAAUCUGUAAAAUACAUGUAACACAAUUGCAUCAAAUAUACAGAAUUACUGAGCUAUUCAUUGUACAUACUUAUGUUUUCAUUCUUAAAGGAAACAAAAGAACUCAAACAUUAUUGUUUUUAUGCAAAGGAGACACAUUCAUUCUCAUCCUUUUAAAUUAAUGUUCAGCACACUUAAAUGUAAAUGAAUAAUUUACAACUCUGUAAUUAUAUUAAAAUCUCUGAGGGAAGGGAAGCAAUACCUCUGUUUUUCUUCCAGUUAUUUUUAAUGGAGUCUGUAGCUGUUAUGGCAGAUGUUACCCUUUGAAUAUCACUAUUGUUCCGAUAUCCCUACCUAAUUUACAGAAAAAUUGAAAUCGAAAUAAUGGGGUGUGAAUUUCCCCAUUCAUUUCAGUUAGGCAUGAAGUGUUAAUGCCAGUUUAAAAUUAGCUUUAAAAAUUAGUACUGAUAAUUAUGGGAGGACACAUCUUCUCUUUUCUUCCAAACUAAAUAUAAUUGUGUAAAGUCUGUGUGGAUAAAAUGAAAAACCAUGCUAAGCAUGUAGAAGAUUUGUAUGUUAAGGUCUUUAAAAACAUAUUGUAGGAUGUGUUGGGGAGAUCAUAACUGGUUUAUUGCAUCCAUUUAGCUUGAAGACAGACUCAACUUUUGUCAAUUUGGGAUCUGUUAGGUAAUGUGUAAAAAGACCAUAAGAUCAUGAAUCAUUGACAAAAUAUAGUUUUUUACAUUUGUAAGGUAUCUAAGAUCUUCAUUUGGAGCUGUAAAUUCAGUGAGUGAUGGACUGGACUGUAAACACAAACAGAAAUAAAUUCUCCUCUGUCUCUAUAUCCAUAAAUUCCCUUCCUCUUUUUAAACAACUGCUGUAGUCCCAGAUUUAAUUAGAACAGUGAUUAAAGUAUCUGUAACUGCAUGCUCAAGCACACUCCUUAACAGCAGAAAUGCAUGCCUGUCAUAUUUUUGCAAACCUGUUGCUUUCCCUUAGAAGCAGGCAAGCCCAGGGACUGGACUGAAACAUUAUGUUCAAUGUCCAAGGAGAGCAUGAGCAGGUAUUUCUAAAAGCUGUGUGUAUGGAGUACAUGCUUAUUCUUAUUGCAAGAAGCACAGUAUUUUUCCUGUUGCCAAUGUACAAAACCAGGACUGGAAUUUUCAGUGUUGCGCAAUGUGGUACUUAUGCUGUGAGCUUGAUUGAUAGGUAUUUGCAAUGCCAGGGUUUCUUCUUUUUUUUUUUUUUUUUAAUGUUGCUUAUAUGUGUGCUAAUGGUUGUCUGCAAGCUACACCGCUUGCUUAAUCAAGAUCCUGCUUUGAUGCAGAAAUGAGACAUUCCGUAUUUCUGCGUCUGUUUUGUACCACUGGGCAGCAGUGGGAACUGUGUCAGUAAUUUCAGAGGCAAGGGAAUUAGGACCUGUAGAACAAUGUAAGUUUUAUUGAAUACUGAAUAAUGUUUCUUAGCAAGGCAAAAUAACUCUUCUCUUACUUUCAUUAAUCUUCUGUUUUCUUUGCCUUUGUCCCCAGCUUUUAUCCUCUUAUUUUCAUAAUCAUGAGAAGCCAAAUUAAUCUCGGGUAUAAGACUGCCAAACCAGCUUUGAAUUUGACUGUUCUGACUCUUUAUACUUCUAGCUCAGCAGCAAGGGCCAGAGACUAGCUAGAUCUUAUCAGCUGAGAUAUUGGGUGGCUCAUUAGUUAGACAGCUCCAUCUCCCAUUCAGCCUCAGAUGCCCACAUGUAAAGACACAUCUACUCGUAUCAUGCCUGGUAUCCAUUCACUCAUGACUCACUUUAUUUUCUUUUUGUAUUAGGUAUGCCACAGGUCAUAUGCUUUGCUUCCAAUAAAAAUCACUUACUCCAUCUGUAAGUAACUGCAUAAUCAAAUCCUGAGAGAGUAGGAGGAAAGGGACCCAGAAGAGCACUCUUCCCCUCAGAGAAGUAAAGCAAUAAAAAUAGGUGGCAAAAGAGCCAGUGAAACUGUGGAGAGAAAAAGAAAAAUUUCCAGAGUGUAAGACUGCAAACUGAGAAAUGACAGUAGUUUUAAAAUGGUGGAGAGAAGUUAAAAUAAUAAAGUGGUAGAUCCAGAGGGGAAAACUAGAAGAUCAGAGUCAGGAUCAAUGGAAACAAAUGAUAAGCGGAAAAAGCAAAACAUGCAAAACAUUCCCAUCUGUCAGCCAGAACAAACCAUCAGGGUAACAACUUGACAUGCUUUUCUGAUUUUUGAAGGAAGGAAAAUGGCAGCAGAAAUAGUGAGGAGGACAAUUUAAAAACCUGAUAGUGCAAAUUAAAGGCUUCUCUUCAGGAGUUUCUGAAAUAAUCCAAGUUUUGCUGUUCUAAUUGUAAACAGGACAAUAUAAGUUUGCUUUCAAAUGAGAGCAAGCAUAGUUUAAUUUAUAUGUAUUUGCAUUGCAUAUGUGGUGUAUGAUGGCUUUGUUUUAAUAAUAUUCUGUCUUUAUAGAAUUCUUUUAAUUGUUCUUUAGUAGCCAGGUAGAUUGCAAUGCAGUAUCUUGUCAAAGAGAUGGCAACUCUCUGCACUGCUGCUCUAGUGGAGGUGGAGUAAAUCCUGAGGAGUCCCAACCUUGUACUGACAACGGAGCUCUUUACUGACCACAGAGCGUAGGUACUCUUCUUUACCUCAACAAGAGUUUGUAUUUCUGGAGCAGGCCAGUCUAGUGUGUAACCUUGCUGUCCCCUGCAUAGUUUUGUAUACAUGCCAGUAACAAAACAUAGGAUUGCAACAUCCGGGUCACUCCCCUGUCCUCAUCCAUGGAGCAAGAAAAUCUCUUUAUGCUGAAAAGCAGCAAAAACAUCCAGCAAAAACAUUCAGCUUCAAACUCAGAUGCCUGGACUUCAGAGUCUUUGAUGAUGCCUAUGCCUCAGUUCCCAUUAUAGUUACUGGAGCCUACUCAGUUCACCAUGUGCAUUUAAUUUAGGAAGAGCUGAACAGCUCUCUAGACUGAAGUCUAGACUCUAAGCUUACCUGCUGAAGAUCUUGAUUGACUACGAUGGGAGUGCAGACACCUUGCUGAUGUAUGGACACCUGCGUGUAGGAGUCUGAAUCUGCAAGCUAACAUCCUGCUCUUGAGGUGAUAUAGCCUGGGCAGAGCCCUGGGGAGUCCCUCAGGAGCAGGCUGGGUGGAUGCACAAUGUGCCUGGCAGCCUGGGCUCCACCUGCCCACCCAAGCCCUAACACUACUGUCCUGCAUGAGGAGGCUGCAUGGCCACCACCAGUGGUCAGCAGGCUGGUGAGCUUGAUGGGUUUGGUCUUGUUCUGGGAUCAAGUGUAAGGUAUCUUGUAUAGUGAAAAACUCAGCAGGUGCCAUUUUACUCAGGACUGGUGGAUGUUUUCUCUACAAUGGGCAAACAUACUGUCUGAAGACCCUGUUUUAUAACACCUGCAUGCAAAACAUCCCACUAUCAUUCACCAGACCUUUACAAUUCUGCUAAAUUAUUCUGGGCCAUUUGGAAUGAAAAAAAUAAACUAAAAAAAGAAAUAAAAGGUUUGGUUGUUUAUUCUUACAAGGAAAAAUUAUAAAAUCCAUGACUGUUAUUUAACAUCCAGUUCACUGUAGUUCUUUGGCAGUGCUCCCUCCUGUAUUUCCUGACCAUGUUACUGCAAACAAGCUUUUUGGAGGGGUGACAGCUGACACAGGGAGUUUGAAAUGCAGCUGAGACUGGAAGAGUUCCUUUUUGUGUUUAUGAUUGAGAGGCUGAGAAAGGCCGCUCUAGGGGAUUUACUUCCAGCAGCAGCAGCACAUGAUCCGUCAAUCGCGUGAUUCUCACCACCAAGGACUAAUGGGGAGGGUGAAGAAAAAGUGAACGCUGCUUUGGGGAAGCAACAGCAUUUUCUUCUGCUCGUGGGGACCCUCCAUCAGCCAGACGCUUCAUGGCUUCUCCCAGGUUAGAAACCUACUGCUGCCCGAACCAGGAUGCAGCUACACAGCUAGUGAUGAACUUCCAGCCUGAAGUCUUCUGUGGAGUUUGCAUUGGCAGCUCCUCCAUCAGUCUGCUACUGACCGUCCUGCAGCUUCUGCCGAAGAAGGGACAGAGCCCACGGAAGAUGCCCAAAGCCUCCUCCUCUUCCACCAUCCUUCUCCUUAUCUCCAUUUGUGACAUCCUUGGUAGCUUAGGUAUGAUCUUCAGAUCAAGUGUAUGGCUAGGCUUCCCAGGUUUCAUAGCUAACAUUUCUGUGGUGAACGGGACCAGCGUGUGGCCUUCUGUUUUCUGCGUGGGGAGUGCGAUGUGGAUCCAGCUAUUAUAUAGUGCUGGCUUCUGGUGGUUGUUUUGCUAUGCUGUUGAUUCUUAUCUGGUGGUAAGAAGAUCAGCAGGACUGAGUACAAUUGUGCUGUACCACAUGAUGACAUGGGGCCUCGCGGUGAUGCUCUGUGUGGAGGGAAUUACACUGCUUUACUACCCUUCUCUCUCCAGCUGUGAAAAUGGCUUGGAGCAUGCAAUCCCACACUACAUCACAACCUACGCCCCACUCCUGCUAGUGCUGGUGGUCAACCCAAUCCUGUUCAGGAGGACAGUAUCAGCAGUUGCCUCCUUACUGAAAGGGAGACAAGGAAUUUACACAGAGAAUGAAAGACGUCUGGGGACAGAGAUCCAGAUCCGCUUCUUCAAAAUUAUGCUGGUAUUCGUUAUUUGCUGGUCAUCCAAUAUCAUCAACGAGAGCCUUUUGUUCUAUCUUGAAAUGCAGCCAGAUAUCAAUGAAAAUCCCCUGAAAAACAUCAGAAGUGCUGCACUGAUCACGUGGAUUAUUAUGGCGGUUCUUAAUCCAAUGCAAGGCUUCCUCUUCACGUUAGCAUUCUAUGGCUGGACAGGAUGGAAGGUGGACCUAAAAUGGCGAAAAAGAGAAAUACCCUGGGAAUCAAUGUCCUCAUCCACUGUGGGUGAAAAUACCUAUCCCUCACCGGUGAACUACCAGAACAACAUCCAUGAUUCAAAGAAGAUAGCAGCAACUGAGAGCCAACAGACUGAUGAGGCUAUAAGCAUGAUGUCUGAAGGUAACAGUAGCAGUGACGACAGAUUAACUAGGAGCUCUCCCAUCUACCAGGGCUGGUAGUUUAUAAGUACAGAGCUGGAUCCCACUUCUGACAUUCCCAUGUCAUUGUGUGAAACUGUUGCAUGCUCUGGAAUUAGGUUUGUGCCCAAUGGCUUGAUGUCAUUUCCUAUAACUUGUAUGUGAGAGAAAGAGGGAGCAUGCGAGGCCAAGAUAUUAUGGUUUAUAUUUUCAUUUGCCUUACAGGAUAUGUGUUAACAGGUAUAAAGGCUUGAUCCUUUUUCAUCGGGAGUGUAUCUCUGCAAAGAUCAAUGUUACUUAUGAUUGAUUUUCAUCCAUUUUGUUUUAAUCUCUCUUGUAACUUCCAUGUGGUAGAAGAGUCUUUUGUUUAAAUAAAUAGACUAUUAAUAUGCUGAGAUUUAAA